AUGAUCAAAGUGCCAGAGGAUUGUCCCGACAACUUUUGGGCAUCACUUUAUUUUGAGCGUUUCUCCUUUCCUAUGUCCCAUUUACAUAUUUCACGCAAGACACCAUCAAAUACAUACGAAAGAGUUGCGGAUCUCGAGAUUUACACGCCAGAAAUAUUGCCAGAAAGGCUAAUACAACAUGGAACCGAUGUCUCUUCUGCAAUGGAUUUGGACCAUGCUGUAUCAGUUACUCGACGAUGGCUACAGUCCUGUUUGAAAGACCAUCCCGUCGCUUACCCCGGACCUAUGCGGGCACGUCCUUCUGUCCUGCCAAGCCGUAUCUUGGAUAUAUCUCUAUCGGACUCGGGAAAUAUUUUCUUAAUUCAGAAAGACGAAGUUGGACUAUUGGAUGGCGAGUGUGAUUUGCGAUAUGCCACUCUCAGCCAUUGCUGGGACCCGGGGCAAAACAGGCAAUCGACUACGACAAAGAAUUUAACGGAUAGAUUGAACUUUAUUGACGUUACUGAAUUAUCACGCACCUUCCAAGACGCCAUAUUGUUCGCUCAUGCUUUGGAAAUAAAGUAUCUAUGGAUUGACGCUCUAUGCAUCAUUCAAGACAAACACUCCGACUGGGUAAUUGAAUCGUCACUAAUGGGCGACAUAUAUGGGUGCAGCUACCUCAACAUCGCUGCAACGUCUGGGGCAGAUGGCUACCAUGGUCUUUUUAAUCUACGAUGGGCCCCAGAUAUCAAUACUCCUACACGUCGAAGCCUAAUAGACUCCAUAGAAAUCGGAUUGUUGAAACGGGCUUCCUGUGUUUCUAAGUGGGAUAGGGUCAUGAUGCGAUGUAGUCUCAGCCGUUCGCAUGAAGAUCUCACAAAUCCUUCGGACAACAUCCAAGUUAUUGGCCAAGUAUCGCCACUAUUGACUCGAGGGUGGGUCUUUCAAGAGCGACUUCUCUCCCUUCGAACAAUCAGUUUUCAUGCAUCAGAGCUUACCUGGGAUUGCCAGUAUGGAUCUAAAUGCGAAUGCGGUGCAUUAUCCUCAGUUGACACGACUGUGAAUAAUAUUACAGCAAGCCGAUCAGGGCACUUUACCAAAAAGAAACUCACGGAGCUUAGCAUAAACGUGACUGGCGACCAUUGGCACGAUUUCGUGUCUCAAUAUUCAACCUCAAGAUUAACGCGUGCUUCCGAUUAUCUACCUGCGAUUUCUGGUAUAGCACGCCACUUCGAGCUCAUGAGAUAUGAUUCAUCCCAAAAAGCGAGAAAAGUCUAUCUUGCUGGGCUCUGGAGCUACAAUCUUUCGAGAGAUCUUUGCUGGUAUAUUCAGGUAUCUGGGAAUCGUUGUUCCCCUUCACGAGCAGAACCAUACCGAGCACCUAGUUGGUCAUGGGCUUCUGUCGAUUUCACCGAUCAGAACGCUCGUAGCCCGACUGUAUGGCAUCCUAAUUUCCAGAAGAGCUUUCAACAAUACUCAAGAUUUGAAAUUCGCCAUGCAGAAACUCAAGUGACUGAGAAAUACUAUCUUCGUCGUGGCGAGUCGGAUCUCCGUGAUAGAGACCAGUAUGGUGCGGUUUUGGGUGGAAUUUUACGAAUUAGAGGUAUCCUCAUCAAAGCCCAAGUCUGUGUACACCCAAUGAAAAAUCGGCCAAAUGUUGGAAGGCAUACGAUUAAAUUCUUGGAAAAAAAUACAUUGGACGAAAAAUGUACGGAUGUACAACUACCAAGUCUAUAUCUCGAUAUUUCCCUCGUUGACAUUCAAGAAGCGCAAAUGUCCCUACAGCUCUCUGAUAUUUCACUAAUUUUAGAUAAGGAAGUCCAUGAUCAUGCCAUGAAAGUACUGGAAGAGGAAGCGAGCAACCAGGAAGAAAAAUUGAGAGUCUGGAUUUGCAUUCUGGGAAAAAUAGCGGGCGGUGGGAUUUGCGCACUAGCGUUAAGAGAGCGGAAUCAGGGACAGGCAAACUUGAGGAGUUUUGAGAGAGUAGGGUAUUUGCAUAAUGAGACGGAUACGGAUACGGAUGAUGAGUGGAGUCGGAAUUUUAGGAGGAGGGUGGAGAGGGAGGAGGAGAUUGUUUUUGAUAUUUGGUAG
Molecule: messenger RNA, 2070 nt
Organism: Sclerotinia borealis F-4128
Lineage: Eukaryota; Fungi; Ascomycota; Leotiomycetes; Helotiales; Sclerotiniaceae
Source: the annotation of a GenBank genome assembly